Eruca vesicaria subsp. sativa (arugula) is the source of this 249-nucleotide messenger RNA. NCBI's taxonomy places the organism in Eukaryota, Viridiplantae, Streptophyta, Magnoliopsida, Brassicales, Brassicaceae. The record is from the annotation of a GenBank genome assembly.
AUGAUCGUGUUUGUUAUCCCCAUCAAGUUUGCACUGCUCUUUAAAAUUGGAAAUGUUCUCACUAUUGGAAGCACAGCCUUCCUCAUGGGACCUGAGCAACAGAUAAACAUGAUGUUGGAUCUUGUUCAUAUCUACGCUACCUUUAUCUAUGCCGGAUGUGUCCUUCUUGCACUCAUUUGCGCUCUCUUGAUUCGAUGUUACGGGCUACGUGACUGGCUUUGGUCAUCCAGACUGGGUCAGAUCCCAUGA